This is a messenger RNA of Dalotia coriaria, 1005 nucleotides long. Its product is annotated as E3 ubiquitin-protein ligase RNF146-B-like. Gene Ontology annotation, molecular function: zinc ion binding; poly-ADP-D-ribose binding; ubiquitin protein ligase activity. The record is from RefSeq and is a predicted model, not a curated record. Gene Ontology annotation, cellular component: nucleus; cytoplasm. Gene Ontology annotation, biological process: ubiquitin-dependent protein catabolic process; Wnt signaling pathway. The transcript has 3 exons. Lineage: Eukaryota; Metazoa; Arthropoda; Insecta; Coleoptera; Staphylinidae. Bases 170 to 898 code for a protein of 242 amino acids.
AGUGUUAGAGGUUCGUCAUUAUUCGUCACUAGUCUGUUGAUUUGAUGGGUAUUUAGAAUCUUCAUAAUAAGCAGGUCGCGUAAUCUAGAAAUCUAUAAGGCUUCGAAUGGUUUGAGACUGAUUGAAAGUGUUAGACUAUGUAGAUUUUGUGUGAUCUAACACUGUAAUAAUGGCUGAAGCUUCACCACUCACUGCCUCAACAACUGCUUCUGCUGCCCCAGUUGAGGAACCUGACAAAGAUUUAUGUGCUGUUUGUCUUGAGCCCUAUGUGCAUCCAGCCAAGCUGCCAUGUGGACAUGUCUUCUGCUUUCUCUGCAUCAAGGGCACUGCAAACAGAAGCAAGAGGUGUGCAAUGUGCAGGCAGGAAAUCCCUCAUGAUUUUGUGGAGAAGCCAACAUUAAUUGAUAUAAUUGAGGACAGAAUGCUAGAAUAUAACUAUGAAUGGUAUUAUGAAGGAAGAAAUGGUUGGUGGCAAUAUGAUGAAAGAACCAGCAAAGAAUUGGAGACAGCUUAUAAAAAUGGUGAGCGCAGUUGUGAACUACUAGUUGCUGGUUUUCUUUAUGUCAUGGACCUGGAUGCAAUGCUACAGUUACGACGAAAUGAUCCAUCCAGACGACGGAGGAUUAAACGUGAUUUGGCAAACAUUGAUAAAAUUGGAAUAGCUGGACUCAGGUGUCCAACAAUCAAAAAUGCAAUCUCCAAAACCACUGGUUCCAACAAUGCACAAGACAGUGUUAGGGAAAUGUCUUCAAUCGAUUUAACAAUACCAGGUAUUGCAGCAGCAGACACCGAAUCAGAGACUACCGAUGUUGAUGAUAGUCAGAGGACAAUUAUUUACGACUCGCCCUUAGACUUAACGUUUGAAAACGGAAGCCUUGUUGAAACGGAGGACGAUUAAGCGCAUUAAAAUCUUAAAAUUGUUUGUUACAGUUAUGAUUCUUCUAUUCUUAGUAUUAUUUUUGUAUGUAUGCAUUAUUUAAAUACACAAUUUUGAUUUAAAAGAAA